This is a messenger RNA of Suricata suricatta (meerkat), 1431 nucleotides long. It is a transcript of the gene SP9, whose product is annotated as Sp9 transcription factor. Lineage: Eukaryota; Metazoa; Chordata; Mammalia; Carnivora; Herpestidae. The transcript has 4 exons. The record is from RefSeq and is a predicted model, not a curated record. The coding region runs from base 118 to 1431 and encodes 437 amino acids.
AGUCCGCUCGGCGCGAGCGCGGGGACGCGGGAGCUGCGCGGGAUCCGAGCAGGUUUCCGGAGCAUCCGCCAGGCUUAGCCCCGCUCCUGGCCCCGCCGCGCAGCCCAGGGACCUGCUAUGGCCACGUCUAUACUCGGGGAAGAGCCGCGCUUCGGAACGACCCCGUUGGCCAUGCUGGCGGCGACCUGCAACAAGAUCGGCAACACGAGCCCGCUGACGACGCUGCCAGAGUCGAGCGCCUUCGCCAAGGGCGGCUUCCACCCCUGGAAGCGCUCCUCGUCCAGCUGCAACCUCGGCUCUAGCCUCUCGGGCUUCGCCGUGGCCACCGGUGGCCGCGGCUCGGGCGGCCUGGCGGGCGGCUCGGGCGCAGCCAACAGCGCCUUCUGCCUGGCCUCCACGUCCCCCACGUCGUCCGCUUUCAGCAGCGACUACGGCGGCCUCUUUUCCAACUCGGCGGCCGCCGCGGCGGCGGCGGCCGGAGUGUCCCCGCAGGAGGCGGGCGGCCAGUCGGCCUUCAUCUCCAAGGUGCACACCACGGCGGCCGACGGUCUGUACCCGCGCGUGGGCAUGGCACACCCGUACGAGUCCUGGUACAAGUCAGGCUUCCACUCGACGCUGGCGGCGGGCGAGGUGACCAACGGCGCGGCGUCGUCGUGGUGGGACGUGCACAGCAGCCCGGGCUCGUGGCUGGAGGUGCAGAACCCCGCUGGGGGGCUCCAGAGCUCGCUGCACUCGGGCGCCCCCCAGGCCUCGCUGCACUCGCAGCUCGGCACCUACAACCCCGACUUCAGCUCGCUCACGCACUCGGCCUUCAGCUCCACGGGCCUCGGCUCCUCAGCCGCCGCCGCCUCGCACUUGCUCUCUACUAGCCAGCACCUGCUGGCCCAGGACGGCUUCAAGCCGGUGCUGCCCUCCUACUCGGACUCCAGCGCCGCGGUGGCGGCUGCUGCCGCCAGCAGGCCGGGCGAGAGGUUUGAGCGAGCGAGUAGAGACACCGAGAGCGAGCGAGAGGUUCGGAGGGCCAGCGAGCGGGGCACGGACGGGCGGGGGCUCCAGGGACGCCCCCGGGCCAGCGCCAAGUGCAGCCGCACCCGGCUCCCCGGCCGCUGCUCGCCGGCCCAGCCAGGAGCUCCCCUCUGCUGUCCCAGCCUAGACGAGAAUCGAACUCGUGAUCCAGGAACAAAACUUGUAACCGGGACCUCCCUGCCCAGCCCCCCGCGCGCCUUCUGGGCCAGACCCGGUCGCCUGGAGAAGCUGGCAGGGGUGCGUUUGCUCCGGGGGCGUUGGGCCGCGUCGCAGGAGGCCGAGAGAGGGUGCCCGGCGCGUUUGGGGACCGCGGGCCGGCGGCACGGAGGUGAGAGUGUGGUGGGCUUUCCCGAGGAAGGGGGCGCCCGGGCGUCUGUCCCGGGCAGCUUUGUUUCUCGUGGAUAA